Molecule: messenger RNA, 582 nt
Organism: Arachis ipaensis
Lineage: Eukaryota; Viridiplantae; Streptophyta; Magnoliopsida; Fabales; Fabaceae
Source: RefSeq, a predicted model, not a curated record
AUGGGACAAACUCCAUUCGCUUCACAUGUUCUUCAGGUCAAGCUGCCCAAACAUUUUAACAAGCCGACAGAUCUUAAAUAUGAAGGCAAGUCAGACCCUCAAGAGCACAUUGACACCUUUGAUGCCCGAAUGAGCUUGGAGGGUGUGGGAGAUGCUAUAAGGUUUAAGGCAUUUUCAAUUACACUAUCUGGACCGGAGAUGGGAUUUAUUACUUUACCUUCUGGUUCUAUCUCCUCAUUUCACGAUAUCAAGAUAAAGUUUCUUGCUCACUUUACUACAAGGCGAACUCAAGCCAAGCAUCCCAUUUCACUACUUGAUGUAGAGCAGAGAGUUAGGGAAAGCAUCCAAGAUUACCUGGAUCGCUUCAAUAAGGUACUUUUGGAGGUUAAUACACGAAUUCUUGAGGUCGUGUGUCUUUGUCUCAUAGCUGGACUGCUUGAAGGAGAUUUCAGAAGACAUCUCACUUCUAAAGAUGUCAAAUCUAUGAAAGAAAUCCAUCAAAUUACUCUGGAAUACAUGAGGGACGAGGAUGUUUCGAGAGUAGUUUUGACAAAAAUAGAAGAACUGAGCCCCCUCGCCUAA